AUGAAGCGAUUAGCUCUUCCCAAGCUCAGAGGGAUAUUGUUUCUUCAUCGAUCUGAAACUGACAAUAAGCCAUUUGUGAUAGCAAAGCUUGCUUCUGGAAAGGAGGUUGAGCACACCUUACAUCUACAAGCUAUUCCCGGGACCGUGGAGAUCCUCUCGCAUCAUCCCAUGAUGCGUAAGAAGGACACCAAUCUCCUGAUCACCUACUAUGUUGGUCUCAAUCUUCAGUGGUACUGCGGCACCUACCAGUACUUAUCCUCUCGAGUGCCACCCCCCCUUCAGGUAGCCACGGACCUCCUUGCAACAGUCCAGGAUAUACACAAGGCAGGUCUUGCACACCUCGACAUCAAACCUACAAACAUCUGUGUACCUGAUGGCGCUCUGAGUAGUCCCGGUGCUGUUCUUAUCGAUUUUGGAUCGUCACAACGGAUUCCUGGUUGUGUCUGUUACCCAUUCGGGACUGUUGGAUGGCUUGCCCCUGAAGUUGAAUGUGAACAAGAGGAUGUUGAUUUAUGCCUGGUAGAUAUCUGGGCCACUGGGAAGGUGCUUCUUCGCAUGUCCCAACAACUUCUGCAGGAUGUCAGUGGGAUUUCUUUACUCAGAGAGGUUGGUGAGGCUUUGAGUGCACCAACACCUGCAGAAAGGAUCUCACUGGUUGCAGCCAGGAACAAGUUACUAGUUGAAGCUGGCCACAUUGCUUGA
Messenger RNA from Marasmius oreades (fairy-ring Marasmius), 702 nucleotides. RefSeq lists its product as uncharacterized. Gene Ontology annotation, biological process: protein phosphorylation. The record is from RefSeq and is a predicted model, not a curated record. Bases 1 to 702 code for a protein of 233 amino acids. NCBI's taxonomy places the organism in Eukaryota, Fungi, Basidiomycota, Agaricomycetes, Agaricales, Marasmiaceae. Gene Ontology annotation, molecular function: ATP binding; protein serine/threonine kinase activity. The transcript is spliced from 3 exons.